Messenger RNA from Annulohypoxylon maeteangense, 1839 nucleotides. RefSeq lists its product as uncharacterized. The record is from RefSeq and is a predicted model, not a curated record. NCBI's taxonomy places the organism in Eukaryota, Fungi, Ascomycota, Sordariomycetes, Xylariales, Hypoxylaceae. Gene Ontology annotation, cellular component: Set1C/COMPASS complex. The transcript has 2 exons. Gene Ontology annotation, biological process: positive regulation of DNA-templated transcription. The coding region runs from base 316 to 1692 and encodes 458 amino acids.
AUCUUUACUUCAACUUCAAGAGUUGAAGCUUUUCUUGAAGUUAUCUAGAAAUCAAUUCGCGAACUUACAGUGCGUAUUUUCAACGCCGGCUUACUGCAGGCCAAAAUAGUGGCUUUCCGACCACAAGAAAAUGCCGGCCUCAGAAAAACUUGAAGGCAUUGGUCUUUUAUGAGUGAGACCGCAAAACACAUCCGAAAAAAAAGAAACGCUGUAUAAGCAAAUCGAUUAUCGCCACUUUUUCAUUUUACCUACCUAGUAUUCUUGGGGAUCAGUUCUCGUCAGCCUGGAAUCCGACCUGUCACAUUUUUUCCCGCGAUGGCGGAUCCUUGCAUAGCGGCGGAUGAGAUGCCCAGUGAGGAUAUCGAGAUGGAGGGUACUGAUUUGCCUCCCAGCAACGGGCUUGGUAACAAACCUUCCAACGGAGACGGCAACUUGCAUAGCCGGCCGACCCAGCCACCGGAGAAUAUAGAUCAGACAAAUCAUACUCAGGUCAAAUUAGAUACCGAUGAGAAACAACCGAUUUCCUCGUCACCGCCGCCAAACGGUGACUCCAACAAGAUGAAGUCAGCGUCUAGAAAGAAGGGCACUGCAUCUAAGAAAGGCCCCAAAAAGUCUAGAUCGUCUAAAUCUAAGACACAUUCGAAGAAGGGUACUUCAACCACUGACCCCACUGGUGGCGCGCAUGAUGCAAGCUCCGACGAUGAGACCGACAAUGGCCCUUACUGUAUCUGCCGUGGUCCAGAUGACCACAGAUGGAUGAUAAGCUGUGAUGUCUGCGAAGACUGGUUCCACGGGGAAUGCGUUAGCCUGAAUAAGGAUGUCGGCGAAAAUUUGGUUGAGCGCUUCGUCUGCCCCAAUUGCACCGACGGUAAGCGUAACUACACCAAGUACAAGAAGACUUGCUCGCUGGCCGACUGCAAGAACCCGGCCCGUUUAUACACCAAGACUCUUAAAGAUAGGAGUGUCUUUUGCUGUAACGACCACUGCGAUGCCUGGUGGAUCAAUAUGAUCAACACAUUACCGACGAAGGCUGCAUCAGAGAAAGCUAUCGAGGUUCUCACCCAGGAGGAUUUUGUUGGCCUUCUUGUCAAUACCGCCGAGCAGAGUAGCUGGAAGCUUGGUGACCAACCGUUUGGCAACAUGGAAGGUCUCUGGUCCAAUGGCCUUCCAACACGCUCUGGCGUCCUUAGCGGCGAAGAGCAAGCCUUCUUGAAGAGCUCCUCUGCGGAGCGUCUCGCUUUAGGCAACGAGAUUGUGCAAUAUAAGAAGAUGAUGCAGCUCAUAGAUUGGGCCAAUCAUCGCCGACAGCUAGCGAUCGAGGCGGGUAAAUUCACAAAGGAGAGUUGCGGUUACGAUUGGCGACUCGACACAGUCUCCGUACGCCAUCAGUUCUCAGAGUGGCUCGAGACCCCGGAGGGCCAGGCAAUAUUUAAGACCGGCCGGCUCGAUGCUCCACUCGAUCCUGACUUGCAAGGAGAACCAGCUACCCGCGGCAUGUGCGAGAAGAAACGGUGCAAGCCGCACAACUUAUGGUAUAAGUUACUGAUGAGCGCGGUUAGGACUCUGAUCAAGGAAACGGCGACAGCAGCGGCGGAUAAGCUGAACUCGGAGGAUGUCAUGCGCCAAGCAGCGGAGGCUAGAUUUGAAAGACGUCAGCUGGAGAAGAAUUCAGUAGAGAUUUUAGAUGGUUGACGUCAAUCUGGCUGUUUGAUACCUUAGGUAACAGUCAUGGAGAAAAUCAUCGUAGAAGAAAUUUCUCACCCCAUAGUUAGCUGGAAACAGGAAUUAUCCUGUCUAAGUUGAAUGCUUACCUAUAUAAACGCUUAGGUUCACUAUUAC